AUGAAAAAUGAUUCCCGUACUUUUGGAGCUUCAACAGUUCUAACUAAAACUCAAAAUAUAGGACGUAUUAGUCAAAUUAUUGGUCCUGUAUUAGACGUUACUUUUCCUCCUGGUAAAAUGCCUAAUAUCUAUAAUUCUUUAAUAGUUAAAGGUCAAAAUACAGCAGGUCAAGAAAUUAACGUUACGUGUGAAGUACAACAAUUAUUAGGAAAUAAUAAAGUUCGAGCUGUAGCAAUGAGUGCGACAGAUGGCUUGAUGAGAGGAAUGGAUGUUGUUGAUACAGGAGCUGCUUUAAGUGUUCCAGUUGGUGAAGCUACUCUUGGACGUAUUUUUAAUGUUUUAGGAGAACCUGUUGAUAACCUGGGUCCUGUAGAUGCUAGUACAACUUUUCCUAUUCAUAGAUCUGCUCCUGCUUUUACACAAUUAGAUACUAAAUUAUCCAUUUUUGAAACAGGAAUUAAAGUGGUAGAUCUUUUAGCUCCAUAUCGACGUGGUGGAAAAAUUGGAUUAUUUGGAGGAGCUGGAGUAGGGAAAACCGUACUUAUCAUGGAAUUAAUUAAUAACAUUGCUAAAGCGCACGGUGGUGUAUCUGUAUUUGGUGGAGUAGGAGAACGUACUCGUGAAGGGAAUGACCUUUACAUGGAAAUGAAAGAAUCCAAAGUUAUUAAUGAAGAAAAUAUUUCAGAAUCAAAAGUAGCACUAGUUUAUGGUCAAAUGAAUGAGCCGCCUGGAGCUCGUAUGAGAGUAGGGUUAACUGCUUUAACAAUGGCUGAAUAUUUUAGAGAUGUUAAUAAACAAGAUGUACUUUUAUUUAUUGAUAAUAUUUUCCGUUUUGUUCAAGCCGGUUCAGAAGUUUCUGCUUUAUUAGGUAGAAUGCCAUCUGCUGUAGGUUAUCAGCCAACGUUAAGUACAGAAAUGGGUACUUUACAAGAAAGAAUUACUUCAACAAAAGAAGGAUCUAUUACGUCAAUUCAAGCUGUUUAUGUACCUGCAGAUGACUUAACUGACCCAGCUCCUGCUACAACCUUUGCACAUUUAGAUGCAACUACCGUAUUAUCCAGAGGGCUAGCAGCGAAAGGUAUCUAUCCAGCAGUAGAUCCUUUAGAUUCAACUUCUACUAUGCUUCAACCUUGGAUUGUAGGUGAAGAGCAUUAUGAAACAGCUCAAGGAGUAAAAGAAACAUUACAACGCUAUAAAGAAUUACAAGAUAUUAUUGCUAUUCUUGGCCUUGAUGAAUUGUCAGAAGAAGAUAGAUUGGUUGUAGCAAGAGCAAGAAAAAUCGAACGUUUCUUAUCUCAACCAUUUUUUGUAGCAGAAGUAUCUACAGGUUCUCCAGGAAAAUAUGUUAGUCUAGCUGAAACCAUCAAAGGUUUUCAAAUGAUUCUUUCUGGAGAAUUAGACUCUUUCCCUGAGCAAGCUUUUUAUUUAGUUGGUAAUAUUGACGAGGCUACAGCCAAAGCAGCAAAUCUACAAAUGGAGAAUUAA
Physcomitrium patens is the source of this 1485-nucleotide messenger RNA. NCBI's taxonomy places the organism in Eukaryota, Viridiplantae, Streptophyta, Bryopsida, Funariales, Funariaceae. The record is from the annotation of a RefSeq genome assembly.